Abrus precatorius (Indian licorice) is the source of this 450-nucleotide messenger RNA. RefSeq lists its product as uncharacterized. The coding region runs from base 45 to 377 and encodes 110 amino acids. NCBI's taxonomy places the organism in Eukaryota, Viridiplantae, Streptophyta, Magnoliopsida, Fabales, Fabaceae. The transcript has a single exon. The record is from RefSeq and is a predicted model, not a curated record.
AUCUACCUCUUUCUCUUCCACUCUCUUACAAAGUGAAUAGAAAAAUGGCUCUAUGUAGGAGACCAUAUGCUUAUUCAAAGAUGAAUAAGGAAGACCCUGAAGAGAUAAUUCAUAGACGGGCACAGUUCUUGAUCUACAAAGUGUUGGAGAAAGCAGAUUCACGUGGAAAACCAUCAUGCAUGAGGAUCAGAAUAUCUAAGCUGAAGGUGAAGAUUGGAAAAAGGUUAAGGAAGCUCAGGAAGAGAAUUAUGUCAGGUGUUUCUUCAGCUAAAGUUGGCAUUCAAGGACACUUUAUGAGUCAUGUGAAAACAUGGAAGCGAUUGUUUGGUGGAGGAAGACAAACAACCCUUAUAAGCCUUCCUCCUCUUAUCAAAUGAUGUGUAUGUGUGUGUAAAAAUAUUACUAGGAAAAUGAUGUUUUGUAAUAAAAUGUCAUCUUUACUUGUGUUUU